GGCUGCCUUAUCAAUGCAAUCUGUUGAGUGCAGUCUACUGUACGACAACACUGUUAAAACGCUAAAUAUUUAGCCGCGGAGUCAUUAAUUGCGGAUGACUGACGGAGACGCUGAAAGCAAAUGCAACCGUGGCGAUUCCGCCGUGUCCAAGUUGACCGAGGACAGCGGCGUGGUGGCGACGGAGAACGGCGAGGUGUUACCUGGGGAGGUGCUCGUGAACCCCCCUGGUUUACUCGGUCGGGAGGUCCCGAUGCAAGAGCGUCCAACGUCCAGCGAUAUCCUUGAGGAGCUUCAGAAAGAGGGGAUAAUCCCGCUCAGCCCAAGCAGGGAGACUGCCAAUGGGCAGGCCUAUACCAUCAUGUUGGAUGAGAGCGACGCUACUAGACGCCGGCCCCCCGCUCGUCUGGAGUCCCUCAAGGUCAAGCGCCUCCCUAGCAAGGAGGAGAUGGAGGAGAAAAUGAGGCUCGCUGACGAGAGACGCAAGCUGCGGGAAGAUGAGCUGACGGCACGUUUGAGGAGCAAGUCGGCUCGCGCCCGUCGAGCUACUGCUGUUCACCCUUCGUUCCAAGAGGCAACGACAGAUGAGCAAAGUGACCACGAGGAAUCGCCGUUUAGGGAAGCCGAGCUCUUCUCGAAUUCAGUGCAACUUGAGAGUGACCCUGACUUUCCAGCUAGAGAAAAGCACGAUGAGAUUUUUUAGGUGAGGAUGCCAAAGUCAUCAAUUUAAUUUAUUAUAAGAUUUAUAUUGUAAUUAUCAGUGGUUCGAUUUUUUUUUUUUUUUUUUUUUUUAAAUCAUUUGUGUAUGUUGUAUUUUUUUCUUCUAAAAAUUGAAGAUAUUUUUUGCUUUUGUAAAAAACGGG
This is a messenger RNA of Corythoichthys intestinalis (scribbled pipefish), 860 nucleotides long. RefSeq names its product stathmin domain containing 1 (gene stmnd1). NCBI's taxonomy places the organism in Eukaryota, Metazoa, Chordata, Actinopteri, Syngnathiformes, Syngnathidae. The transcript has 4 exons. The record is from RefSeq and is a predicted model, not a curated record. The coding region runs from base 95 to 700 and encodes 201 amino acids. Gene Ontology annotation, biological process: regulation of microtubule polymerization or depolymerization.